AUGAAAACCUUUGCCCUCUUGCCGCUGCUUUCCUCCGGGGUCUUGGCACACUACUUUUUCCCGAACACAGUUGUCGACGGCGUCCAAUCCGCCGAGUGGGAGUUCAUCCGUGAAACAAACAACAACCCCGGCGCCGAGCCUGUGGAAGACCUGUCAUCGACUUUCCUCCGCUCAACAGCAUGGGCCAUCCAGGUCCCGUUCUCUUCUACAUGGCGCGCGUGCCUGACGGGGAGGACGUCACGACCUGGGACCCCGUCGGUGACGUAUGGUUCAAGAUUGACCAGCACGGUGACCUCGGCGGCCCAUAUCCCCGCCUUCGAGACGGAAAUGCGAGAGAUAUCGACAACCAUCCCCAAGACACUGCCCAACGGCGACUACCUAUUGAGGGCGGAGCACAUCGGCCUACACGCGUACGGGACGCCCCAAUUCUAUAUUGCGUGCGCGCAAGUCGAGGUUUCCGGCGGUGGCAACGGAACACCGGGGCCGCUGGUCGCGUUUCCCGGCGAGUAUUCAAAGGAGGAUCCAGGUCUGGCUGUCAACAUUUACGCCGCAAGCCAGCCAUAUGAGUAUCCGGGGCCGGAGGUGUGGUCAGGAUGA
Molecule: messenger RNA, 597 nt
Organism: Verticillium alfalfae VaMs.102
Lineage: Eukaryota; Fungi; Ascomycota; Sordariomycetes; Glomerellales; Plectosphaerellaceae
Exons: 3
Coding region: 1-597 (198 amino acids)
Source: RefSeq, a predicted model, not a curated record